Miscanthus lutarioriparius is the source of this 3051-nucleotide messenger RNA. The record is from the annotation of a GenBank genome assembly. NCBI's taxonomy places the organism in Eukaryota, Viridiplantae, Streptophyta, Magnoliopsida, Poales, Poaceae.
AUGGCGAUGGCGAUGGCGCUGGCGCUGGCGCGCGAGACGGAGGAAUACGGAAGCAAACAAGAGCACGCUGGUGGAAGGCUGCCAGCCAAAGCCAAGAGUGACACGUGCCCCAGCGUCGGGGAACCAUCUGCUAUCAUUUUGUUUCCUUCAAAUGGGACAGAAAUAUGGCGGAUUGAAGAUUUUAAGCCAGUUGCGCUACCAAAAUCUGAUUAUGGUAAAUUCUACUGUGGAGAUUCAUACAUAGUUCUGCAGACGACCUGUACUAAAGGUGGUGCCUAUCUAUACGAUAUCCACUUCUGGAUUGGGAAAGAUUCGAGUCAAGAUGAAGCUGGGACUGCAGCCAUCAAGACAGUUGAACUCGAUGCCAUCCUUGGGGGUCGUGCAAUCCAACAUAGGGAACUCCAAGGUUAUGAAUCUGACAAAUUCUUGUCAUACUUCAAGCCUUGCAUUAUACCUUUGGAGGGUGGUUUCGCCUCUGGGUUCAAAAAGCCUGAAGAGGAGAAGUUUGAAACACGGUUGUAUAUUUGCAGAGGGAAGAGAGCUAUUCGGGUUAAAGAGGUUCCCUUUGCCCGGUCAUCAUUAAACCAUGAUGAUGUGUUUGUCUUAGAUACUGAAAAUAAGAUAUACCAGUUUAAUGGUGCUAACUCCAAUAUCCAAGAAAGGGCCAAAGCGUUGGAAGUAAUCCAACAUUUAAAGGAGAAGUACCAUGGGGGUGUUUGCGAUGUUGCGAUCGUUGAUGAUGGGAAAUUACAAGCAGAGUCAGACUCUGGUGAAUUCUGGGUCCUUUUUGGAGGUUUUGCACCAAUUGGGAAAAAAACUGUGAGUGAUGAUGAUGUUGUACUUGAAACUACAGCACCAAAGCUGUACAGCAUCAAUGAUGGCCAAUUGAAGCUGGAAGAAACAGCUCUUACAAAAGCUGUGCUUGAAAAUACCAAAUGUUUCUUACUUGACUGUGGGGCUGAAAUAUAUGUAUGGGUUGGCCGGGUAACACAAAUGGAGGAUAGAAAAUCUGCCACUAAAGCAGUUGAGGAAUUCCUUAUUAAUCAAAAGCGUCCAAAGACAACGAGGGUAACUCAAGUGAUUCAAGGUUAUGAGAGUCAUGCUUUCAAGUCCAAGUUUGAAUCAUGGCCAGUGGGUAAUGCUGCUGGGAGCCCUGGCGCAGAAGAAGGGCGGGGAAAAGUUGCAGCUUUAUUGAAGCAACAAGGUGUUGAUCUCAAGGGAGCUGCAAAAAGCACCACUCCAGUAAAUGAGGAAGUUCCUCCUUUGCUUGAAGGCGGUGGAAAGCUUGAGGUAUGGUGCGUUGAUGGCAAUGCUAAGACUGCCCUGCCAAAAGAGGACAUUGGAAAGUUUUACAGUGGAGACUGUUAUAUCAUUCUCUAUACGUAUCAUUCAGGCGACAAGAAAGAAGAAUACUAUCUCAGCUACUGGAUUGGGAAGGAUAGCUUGGUGGACGAUCAAGUGUCAGCAUCUCAAAUAACUAACACAGUGUGGAAUUCAUUGAAAGGACGGCCAGUUCUGGGCCGUAUAUACCAAGGGAAGGAGCCACCACAAUUUGUUGCUCUUUUCCAGCCCUUGGUUAUCUUGAAGGGUGGAAUUGGAUCUGGGUACAAGAAGCUCAUAGAAGAAAAGGGUGCGACGGGUGAAACUUAUACUACUGAAGGCAUAGCUCUAAUUCGAGUAUCUGGGACAUCUAUCCACAACAACAAGACUCUUCAAGUUGAUGCGGUGGCAACGUCUUUAAGCUCAAUGGAGUGUUUUGUACUGCAAUCUGGAAACGCUAUGUUUACAUGGUUUGGCAAUUCUAGCACAUACGAGCAACAGCAGUGGGCAGCAAAAGUUGCUGAAUUUUUGAAGCCUGACGUUGCAGUGAAGCACUGCAAGGAGGGGACAGAGAGUUCUGCUUUCUGGUUUGCACUUGGAGGAAAACAGAGUUAUACAAAUAAAAAUGCUCCUCAGGAUAUUAUUACUAGAGAGCCUCACUUGUAUGCAUUCUCAUUCAAGAACGGGAGACUGGAGGUUACUGAGAUCUUCAACUUUUCCCAAGAUGAUUUGUUAACUGAAGACAUGAUGAUACUGGACACACAUGGUGAGGUUUUCAUUUGGAUUGGUCAGUGCGUAGAAUCAAAAGAGAAACAGAAAGCAUUUGAUAUCGGCCAGAAAUACGUGGAGCAUGCAAAUUCUAUUGAAGAUCUUUCUCCAUAUGUACCACUAUAUAAAGUCAUGGAAGGGAAUGAGCCAUGCUUCUUCAAGACGUACUUCUCUUGGGAUAACACAAAAUCUUUGGUUCAUGGAAAUUCCUUCCAGAAGAAACUCUCUCUACUUUUUGGAUUGCGUUCUGAGGGUGCACCUAGGAGCUCUGGUAAUGGUGGACCAACUCAGAGGGCAUCUGCAUUAGCGGCUCUAUCAUCCGCAUUCAAUCCAUCGUCUCAACAAAGGCUGUCUAAUGAGAGGCCUAAAAGCACAGGCGAUGGACCAACUCAGCGUGCCUCAGCACUGGCUGCCUUAUCUAAUGCAUUCAAUGCAUCCUUAAAACCCAACAAAACACCACCUCCAUCUCGCUCAGGUCAAGGUUCUCAAAGAGCAGCUGCCGUAGCUGCACUAUCCUCUGUGCUGACUGCUGAGCAAUCUGGGUCAUCAGAAAAUCUUCGAGCAAAAGCUAGCAGCACAGCUGAUAAGACUGAUGUCGACAGGGUUGUCAUAACUCCAGCUGGGCCAUCUGGUCCAUCUUCUCCUCAGUCUGAAGCUGGGGAGUCCAAUGUGUUUCACCAGGAAAAAGAUGCUGCAGUAGAUGGGGCACCAUCUGGCACAGAUGGAGCAGUGGCUGAGGCCCCAUUGGAAGAAACAACAGAGAAUGUUGGUGAAGCGACAUUUAGCUAUGACCGCUUGAUAUCCAAAUCUACCGAUCCAGUUCGUGGGAUAGAUUACAAACGUAGAGAGGCAUACCUAUCAGAUAGUGAAUUCCAAACUGUUUUUGGCAUGACUAAGGAUGCAUUCUACCAACAGCCAAAUUGGAAGCAAGAACUACAGAAGCGAAAAGCAGAUCUCUUCUAA